Molecule: messenger RNA, 1839 nt
Organism: Clupea harengus (Atlantic herring)
Lineage: Eukaryota; Metazoa; Chordata; Actinopteri; Clupeiformes; Clupeidae
Gene: ydjc
Product: YdjC chitooligosaccharide deacetylase homolog
Biological process (GO): carbohydrate metabolic process
Molecular function (GO): deacetylase activity
Source: RefSeq, a predicted model, not a curated record
CUUAUGAGGGAGCUACAGUAGACUGCUCACAGCUCUAAUCAGAUGGCUAGCUAAUCUGUUCUGGCAAUUUAGCAUGACGUUGAAGUCAAGCCACUUUUUCCGUGUGAGUGAGUCAGUGAGCAGAUUUUUUUAAAAGACAAAUAUUGAUGAAGUAUCAAUAGAGACUACCGUGAAGCCAACUCGAGCGAGCAUGCCUCAGCCCAAAGUCAAACUGGUGGUGACCGGGGACGAUUUUGGGUAUUGCCCGAGAAGGAAUCAUGGAAUAGUGGAAUGUUUCCAGACCGGUGGUGUGUCAAACGUAUCGCUGUUGGUUAAUGCCACCUCGGCACUGGAUGCCGCCGAGCUUGCAAAGAUACAUCUCAUACCCAUUGGACUACAUGCGAAUCUUUCUGAAGGUGCCCCGGUGUCUCAGAAUCUGAAAGGGUCUACGCUCCUGAAUGAGGACGGGUUCUUCCAUGGAAAGACAGGAUUCCGAAAGGUUUUAUCAAGCGGUCAACUGAACAUGUAUGAGGUGGAGCAGGAACUGAGAGCUCAGGUAAAACGCUUCUGUGAACUCGUCGGCCAUCUGCCCUAUCACAUGGAUGGCCACCAGCAUGUGCACGUGCUACCAGAGGUGCGAGAGGUGUUUGCGCAGGUUCUAGCAGACUUUGGCAUACGCUACACCCGGAUCCCUGUGGAGCCUGGUCUUCAUGCGUGUCCCCUCAUCCCACCCCACCUCCACGAGUUCUACAUCCAGGUUCAGAAAGAUGCUUUGUCGUCUGUCGAGGUUUUCCGUCGCCAUGGGAUCAGGUGGCCAGAUGUUUACCUGGGCUUGACAACCAUGGGACAGAAUAUGUCGAUUGACAACAUUAAACAGGCCUUAGGUUAUGCUCUUGGAGCCAGGUGCCUCACCAACACUUUGACCACACCUUUGACGGGUACACAGACUGAUGAAAUUGCUGCAGCAAACCGUCCAGUCACUGUCGAGCUAAUGGUCCAUCCAGGAUACCCAAGUCAUCCUCAGGAGGGAGGGUGUGGUCAAGGUCCAGAUGACUUUUCCCUAUCAGAGGAUCGCCAACAUGAACUGGAAAUUCUAACUGACCCCUCUCUGCUGGCAUACUACAAGCAGGAGAGCAUUCAGCUCUGUGCCUUCCGAGAUCUGUAGCUCUGCUGCUCAUUUGAAAAACAUUUUUUUUUUUUUAAUUUUUAAAAUUUUUCUAAAUUUCUCAGACCACAUUUUAACCUAUAAGCCAUGAGGUGCCAGGCACCAGACAUUACUUUUGGUUUUAUAUAGUAGCUUUGUACUGGAAAUAAAACGUUGAGCCAUUAAGAGGGCAAUGUGCCCCUGAAAGCAGAUGCACAUUUUACAUGAAGCCAUUUUGUUUUUUUAAGCAUUCUGACUAAGAUAGCCUACUAGUGAGACUAGUAUGUCCAAAUUAAAUGAGGAUAUGGCCAUUAGGCGUCCUUAUCUGGCAAUUUUAUACAUAUUUUUCGGAAAAACAAUAUGUUAUUUCAGAGAUUUUAAGCGACCACUGUUUGAAACAGAAUGAAGUCUGAUUUUAUUCCGUCUUGACCUUUCAGAAUAUGAAUGAGAUAAGGUUGUGUACUUCGCCUUUGCAAGUUGUUCUAAACAGAACCCUUGCUCAUUUAAACAAUUCCCAUAAAACCCAUAUACAUUUCAGGUGUAUGUAUGUAUGUAUAUGUGUGUGUUUGUGUAUGUAUAAACCCAUCCCAUGCAUUAUUCAUGUAACUUAUUUGACCAUAACUGAUACUACCUAUGUGAGUGGUUAAAAUAAACCAUAAACCACUAAAAAUUCUAUUAAAAAUAAACGCUUAAGGCCCAGGGGCCAGGUUGUGAAA